This is a messenger RNA of Mandrillus leucophaeus (drill), 2406 nucleotides long. It is a transcript of the gene PLEK, whose product is annotated as pleckstrin. NCBI's taxonomy places the organism in Eukaryota, Metazoa, Chordata, Mammalia, Primates, Cercopithecidae. The coding region runs from base 946 to 1998 and encodes 350 amino acids. The transcript has 9 exons. Gene Ontology annotation, cellular component: plasma membrane. Gene Ontology annotation, biological process: actin cytoskeleton organization; intracellular signal transduction. The record is from RefSeq and is a predicted model, not a curated record.
ACUUGAGACAACUUUUCUUCUCUGUGCCUGUGUUUCCUUAUCUCUAAGAUAAGGAAAAUAAUAUACUUUCCCUAUGGGUUUCACGUGUGGACUCAUUUUUGUUGUUGUUUGUUUUGAGAUGGAGUCUUGCUCUGUCGCCCAAGCUGGAGUGCAGUGGCACGAUCUCGGCUCACUGCAACCUCUGCCUCCCAGGUUCAAGUGAUUCUCCUGCCUCAGCCUCCCGAGUAGCUGGGACUACAGGCGCACACCACCACGCCCAGCUAAUUUUUAUAUUUUUAGUAGAGACAAGGUUUCACCAUGUUGGCCAGGCUGGUCUUGAACUCCUGAUUCCAAGUGAUCCAUCCGCCUUGGCCUCCCAAAGUGCUGGGAAUACAGGCGUGAGCUACCAUGCCUGGCCUAUGUGCAGACUAAUUUAGUUUUAAAUAAAUAGGCUGAGAAACACUUGAUACAGGACUUGGCAUAGAGAGAAGUAGGCAUUCAUUUAGUAGUUAACUUUGUUAUGCUAACCAGAUGGUUCUGAAUUUCUUGGCAUUUUUAUUAAGCAUUUCCAGGAUCUCAAGACUAAUCCCUAAUCAGGACAAUUUCCACCAACAAGUUUUUCUUAUUCAUCUUCCUCUUCCUUUCAUCACUUCUUUUUCUCUUUAAAAGAGUGAGUUUCUGUAUAGUACUAAGAAUUUCCCUUAGGUAAAUAUUCAACCCAACUGUGGUUUUAAUAAGUCUCCAGGAUUAGCAAGGAAUGGGUAGUUUACUCUGCAGUUCCUUAUUCUGAUCUUCCACCCCAGUGAGGGGAAGAGGAUGUGAUCAUGCGACCGCCAGCAGAAGGGAAAUUGUGAAAGCGACCCACUGUAGAAAAGGCAGCCCACAGCCACCUCAGUAUGCAGAGGAAGCCCAGUUGCUGAGAGGAGGUGCCGGAGAGUGACCUUUGCAUCUGCCUGUCCAGCCAGCAUGGAACCAAAGCGGAUCAGAGAGGGCUACCUUGUGAAGAGGGGGAGCGUGUUCAAUACGUGGAAACCCAUGUGGGUUGUACUGUUAGAAGAUGGAAUUGAAUUCUAUAAGAAGAAAAGUGACAACAGCCCCAAAGGAAUGAUCCCGCUGAAAGGGAGCACUCUGACUAGCCCUUGUCAGGACUUUGGCAAAAGGAUGUUUGUGUUUAAGAUCACUACGACCAAACAGCAGGACCACUUCUUCCAGGCAGCCUUCCUGGAGGAGAGAGACGCCUGGGUUCGGGAUAUCAAGAAGGCCAUUAAAUGCAUUGAAGGAGGCCAGAAGUUUGCCAGGAAAUCUACCAGGAGGUCCAUUCGACUGCCAGAAACCAUUGACUUAGGUGCCUUAUAUUUGUCCAUGAAAGACACUGAAAAAGGAAUAAAAGAACUGAAUCUAGAGAAGGACAAGAAGAUUUUUAAUCACUGCUUCACAGGUAACUGCGUCAUUGAUUGGCUAGUAUCCAACCAGUCUGUUAGGAAUCGCCAGGAAGGCCUCAUGAUCGCUUCAUCACUGCUCAAUGAGGGGUAUCUGCAGCCUGCUGGAGACAUGUCCAAGAGUGCAGUGGAUGGAACUGCUGAAAACCCUUUCCUGGACAACCCUGAUGCCUUCUACUACUUUCCAGACAGUGGGUUCUUCUGUGAAGAGAAUUCCAGUGAUGACGACGUGAUUCUGAAAGAAGAAUUCAGAGGGGUCAUUAUCAAGCAGGGAUGUUUACUGAAGCAGGGGCAUAGGAGGAAAAACUGGAAAGUGAGGAAGUUCAUCCUGAGAGAAGACCCUGCCUACCUGCACUACUACGACCCUGCUGGGGCAGAAGAUCCCCUGGGAGCAAUUCACUUGAGAGGCUGUGUGGUGACUUCAGUGGAGAGCAACUCGAAUGGCAGGAAGAGUGAGGAAGAGAACCUUUUUGAGAUCAUCACAGCAGAUGAAGUGCACUAUUUCUUGCAAGCGGCCAGCCCCAAAGAGCGCACAGAGUGGAUCAAAGCCAUCCAGGUGGCCUCCCGAACUGGGAAGUAAAGACACUCCUGCAUUCCUCCUCCCCUCCUGUGGGAAGCCCAUGGACAAGCUCAGUCCAGGACCUGUCCACUUCUGUGACAAAUCAACGGGAAAGAGCCCAGGGGUGGGAAGUUUUCAUGUGCAGGGGGGCUGAAUGUAACUCACCACGUGGCGCACAAGCUUCCCUUGCAUCCUAUUGCUCACUGCAGCCCCUCCGCCCCUCUCCAUGACCCCCAAGCAGAUAGAACAAGCUGUGCAGCCUCAGUAGGCUGCUUGCCCUCUCCAGGCCUCAGGGCCUCUUCUGGAAAAUGAAGAAAUUCAACUAGGAGAUUCCUGAGGUUCCCCCAGCUUAAAAAAAAAAAAAAAAAAAGUCUCCCCUGUGAUUCUAACACUCACAGAAGUGAAAGCGUAUCUAGUUGAUCUGCUGGU